AUGACAUAUGUUCAUAAAGAGUGCCCUCGCCCGUUCAUCGUACAUCUCAAGCAAUCUUACCUCUCAUUAGCAACCCCGCACUCAUCGCCCAUCAUGCCUCUCACAUCAGAAGAAUGGGAGGAAAUCCGUCAAGAAAUUCCAUCGACGUCAGACCCUUUUGUGGCCAAGUACCUCAACGGUCGUGAGGCGCUCAUCGCUCAAGAAAAGAAAUCUCGCUCAGACGCAUCAUUCCGCGCCAACUCCUCACCGAUCGUUCGUCGCGCAGCUGCUAUCGUUGCCCGCAUUCGCGAGGAGGAGAAGAAGACGAUAUGGACCGGCCAGGCUGAGGAGGAUCUGGCCACCAGUGAGGGCCUGGCGCCUUUCCCGGGCAUGAUGUUCACACUGGCGAAGCCGCGCCUCGAGACAACCCGUCUGUGGCGCAUCGUGCAAAAAAUGCCAAAGGGAUCGUUACUCCACGCUCAUUUGGACGCCAUGGUUGACUUUGACUUCCUCUUCGACGUUUUGCUGAAGGAGCCGGGCAUGCACUUUGCGGCGGAUAUGCCUCUGUCAAACAAGUCUGCGUUAGCCUCCUCAGGCGUUUACUUCCGAUUCAGGAACGAGGAGACUAGCGAAUCGUCGGUUUGGGCAGAUGAUUAUGUCCCUGGAAAGUUUAGACUCUUGACCAAGACGGCGGAUGAGUUUCCCGAUGGCGGAAGAUCAGGGUUCCUCAAGUGGCUCAAGGGACGUUGCACGAUUUCUUUGACAGACAACGUGGAGCAACACCACGGUAUUGAUGCCAUUUGGCGCAAGUUUGCCGACUGCUUCUCAGUUAUCGACACCAUGAUUCACUACGAACCCAUUUUCCGCGCCUUCUUGAGGAGACUGAUGGCCUCACUGUUGGCUGAUGGCAUUUACUGGAUUGAGCUUAGAUUCACCUGGCCUCUCAACUACUGCCGCACCGGCGAAGAGGAGCCUGAGAAGGACCACAACCAUAUGUUCCAGGUCAUUGAGGAGGAAAUCGCCCUUUUCAAAUCCGACCCGGCGCAUGCCGCCUUCUGGGGCCUGCGCACUAUUUGGACUACACUCCGCUUCCUGCCUACGCACGACAUUAUUGAGAAUAUGGAACGUUGCAUCGCCACCAAAAUCGCCUGGCCGCAUUUGAUCGCAGGUUAUGACCUCGUCGCACAGGAAGACGCGGGCCGCCCUCUCCGCGAUCUUCUCCCCGAGCUCUUCUGGUUCCGCAAGCAGUGUGAGCAGGAGGAAAUCAACCUGCCCUUUUUCUUCCACGCGGGUGAGACCCUCGGUGACGGCGAUGAGACUGACCAGAAUCUCUUUGAUGCGGUACUCCUCGGUACCCGUCGUAUCGGCCACGGUUUCUCCCUCUACAAGCACCCUCUGCUCAUCGAUAUGGUCAAGGACAAGCGCAUUCUCAUUGAGAGCUGUCCCAUCAGUAACGAGGUCCUUCGUCUCUGCGGGUCUAUCAUGUCCCACCCGUUACCUGCGCUUCUGGCCCGCGGCGUGCCCUGUGCGCUAUGCAACGACGACCCUGCCAUCCUGGGUCAAGAUACGGCCGGCAUGUCGCAUGAUUACUGGCAGGCGCUCCAGGGAUGGGAGAACGUCGGGCUCGAAGGUCUGGGUUCGCUGGCUGAGAACAGCGUGAGGUGGUCCGCGUUCGAGGACGAGACCCCGGAACAGUGGACCGCGGGCAUCAAGGAGGCAAGUCUGGGCACGGGUGUUAAAGCCGAGAGGCUCAAGCAAUGGGCCACUGAGUGGGAGAAGUUCUGCCUCUGGAUCGUCGAAGAGUUCGGCGAGGAGUCGGAGAAAGCGUAA
This is a messenger RNA of Colletotrichum truncatum, 1809 nucleotides long. RefSeq names its product adenosine deaminase family protein. Lineage: Eukaryota; Fungi; Ascomycota; Sordariomycetes; Glomerellales; Glomerellaceae. Gene Ontology annotation, molecular function: adenosine deaminase activity. Gene Ontology annotation, biological process: inosine biosynthetic process; adenosine catabolic process. The record is from RefSeq and is a predicted model, not a curated record.